This is a messenger RNA of Vicia villosa (hairy vetch), 2489 nucleotides long. Its product is annotated as endoglucanase 6. Gene Ontology annotation, biological process: carbohydrate metabolic process. The record is from RefSeq and is a predicted model, not a curated record. The coding region runs from base 159 to 2030 and encodes 623 amino acids. The transcript has 7 exons. Gene Ontology annotation, molecular function: hydrolase activity, hydrolyzing O-glycosyl compounds; carbohydrate binding. NCBI's taxonomy places the organism in Eukaryota, Viridiplantae, Streptophyta, Magnoliopsida, Fabales, Fabaceae.
CACUUUCCAAUCCUGCACUCUUCUCCACUCUCUCUUCUUCACACUGUUUCUCUAAAACUUCGAAAUAUUCGAAGUUUCAAAGUCUCAGUUUCUUAAACUCUUCGGCAUUGCCAUUGAGCAAACACAUUUGGAAUAAUACAUUUCAUUUUCUGUUUUCAAUGGAAAAGUUACCGCAACUCUUUUUCAUUCUUCCUCUGUUUCUAUUUCCCUUUGCCUUUGCUGGCCAUGACUACGGCCAAGCUCUGAGUAAGAGCAUUAUGUUCUUCGAGGCUCAGAGAUCUGGUUACCUUCCUCAUAACCAGAGAGUUUCAUGGAGAUCUCAUUCCGGUCUUCAAGACGGUAAAGUGAGCGGCGUAGAUCUAGUCGGCGGUUACUAUGACGCCGGCGAUAAUGUGAAAUUUGGGUUACCUAUGGCUUUUACUGUGACAAUGAUGUCGUGGAGUAUCAUUGAGUAUGGUAAACAAAUGGCGAGUAGUGGUGAACUUGGUCAUGCCAUGGAGGCUGUGAAAUGGGGGACUGAUUAUUUCAUUAAGGCUCAUCCUGAACCUAAUGUUCUGUAUGGAGAGGUAGGGGACGGAAACACUGACCACAAGUGUUGGCAGCGACCAGAGGAUAUGACUACUGACCGUCACGCUUACAAGAUUGAUCCGAGCAAUCCCGGGUCGGAUCUCGCCGGAGAAACCGCCGCGGCUAUGGCAGCAGCUUCCAUAGUCUUCCGACGUUCUAACCCUGCGUAUUCUCAUGAACUACUCAGUCAUGCUUAUGAGUUGUUUGAUUUUGCGGAUAAAUACCGAGGCAAAUAUGACAGCAGCAUCACAGUUGCGCAGAAGUACUAUAGAUCUAUCAGUGGCUAUAAUGAUGAAUUGCUUUGGGCUGCUGCAUGGUUGUAUCAAGCAUCUAACAACCAAUAUUACUUGGAUUACCUCGGUAGAAAUGGUGAUGCCAUGGGUGGAACUGGUUGGCAGAUGACUGAAUUUAGUUGGGAUGUGAAGUAUCCUGGUGUUCAGACUUUGGUUGCCAAGUUUCUAUUGCAAGGAAAAGCUGGCAUUCAUACACCGGUGUUUGAAAAAUAUCUUGAAAAGUCUGAGUAUUUCAUGUGUUCAUGCAUGGGAAGGGGUACUCACAAUGUUCAAAGGACACCCGGUGGCCUAAUAUACCGCCAGAGAUGGAACAACUUGCAGUUCGCCACAAGUUCCUCCUUUUUAGCUACAGUUUAUUCUGACUACCUCGCUUCGUCUGCUAGGGACUUGAAAUGUGCUUCUGGCUAUGUCGCUCCUUCUCAGCUUCUCUCAUUCGCAAAGUCUCAGGUGGAUUACAUUCUUGGGGACAACCCGAGGGCUACCAGUUACAUGGUUGGAUAUGGAAACAAUUUCCCUCAAAGAGUUCACCACAGAGGUUCAUCCAUUGUUUCAAUCAAGGCUAACCCUUCAUUUGUCAGCUGUAUGGGAGGUUAUGAUACUUGGUUUAGCAGCAAAAGGAGCAACACCAAUAUACUAACCGGUGCUAUUGUUGGUGGACCUGAUGCAUACGAUGACUUUGCUGAUGAAAGAAAGAACUAUGAACAAACAGAACCAGCAACCUACAACAAUGCUCCUCUUAUAGGUGUUCUUGCUCGGCUCGGUGGCGGUCAUGGUGGUUAUAACCAGCUCCUUCCAGUUGUUGUUACAGCUCCUAAGCCUAUUGUUACCAGGCAACAUUCAUUCACCAAACCCAGGAUAACUCCAUCCCCAGCUUCAUGGUCAGGUCCAAUUUCCGUUGAACAGAAAAUGACACACUCAUGGGUUGCAAAUGGAAUAACUUACUAUAGAUAUUCAACAACUGUGACUAACAAAUCAAACAAGAAUCUCAAGUCUCUCAAUCUUUCAAUAUCCAAGCUUUACGGUCCAAUCUGGGGACUAACAAAGUCUGGUAAUUCAUACACAUUCCCAGCAUGGAUUAACACAUUAUCAGCCGGUAAAAGCCUUGAAUUUGUCUACAUCCAUUCUACCUCUCCAGCAGAUGUCUCAGUCGCGAACUACUUGUUGGCCUGAGGAUAAUCUAUUUGGCUUAAAAAGUCAGACGCAAACACGGACGGUUUAUUGCUUUCUUGUGUAAUAUGAAAUGUGCAGUGAGGCGAGGAGAGGUUCUUCUGAUUCUCCUUUUUCAUUUUGGUGUCAAAUUUUCUUUUACUCUUGUGUAUUUUGCAUUUCGUUAGGAUAGAUCAAAAUAGAUAGAUUAUAUAAGAUGGAAGGAGCGGAAUAGAAAGGAGUGAAGAGACCGAAAAUGAGUGCUCAUCCUCUUUCUAACCGCUUUACAACUUAUAUACAGUGAGUAAUACAAGACAGACAGACAGCGAGACAAAGUUUCGGUUGAGAAGUUCAGAAUAUAAAUGAACUUCUCAACAUGUUAGAGAAGAGUCAUCACUUGUAUUUUUUCUAUGUGUGAUGUUACAUUGUAAGCUUUGCAGCAUUCGUACUCCAUAUAUAAUAGUUUGUGCUAUAGUAUUAUAA